This is a messenger RNA of Mytilus trossulus (common blue mussel), 8718 nucleotides long. RefSeq names its product calcium-dependent secretion activator 1-like. The coding region runs from base 66 to 3995 and encodes 1309 amino acids. Gene Ontology annotation, biological process: dense core granule exocytosis; synaptic vesicle exocytosis. NCBI's taxonomy places the organism in Eukaryota, Metazoa, Mollusca, Bivalvia, Mytilida, Mytilidae. The record is from RefSeq and is a predicted model, not a curated record. The transcript has 29 exons.
UCAAGCACUUGUCAAACUACAUGUAAACAUACACGAUAAUUUUUUGCUAUAUUUAACCUCAAAUUAUGAUAGAUCCGUCGUCGAGUGAGGAUGAAUCGGACCAAGAAACAAAUGAAGAUGAAAACUCUGAUGGACACAGUUUGCACAACAGUACAGAACGUGGUAGUUUAUCUGCCAGUGGGGAUAACUUGAGUGUCACCGGCCCACAGAGGUCCAACAGUAUCCGACCAUCUAGUCCUAGUCCUUCCCUUGUCAGUGACAGAGAAAAAGUUGAAGACACUGAAAAACUAGAGAGAGAAGAAGAAGAAAGAAAAAAGCGGUUACAACUGUAUGUAUUUGUUAUGCGAUGUAUUGCCUAUCCUUUUAAUGCUAAACAGCCAACAGACAUGGCAAGAAGGCAAACUAAAGUGACUAAGCAACAACUUCAAACAAUUAAAGAAAGGUUUCAUGCAUUUCUCAAUGGAGAAACUAGUAUUGUUGCAGAUGAAGCAUUCACAAAUGCUGUUCAGAGUUAUUAUGAAGUCUUUCUAAAAAGUGACAGAGUUGCCAAUAUGGUUCGAAGUGGGGGUUGUUCAGCAAAUGAUUUUAGAGAAGUGUUUAAAAAUAACAUUGAAAAAAGAGUAAGAAGCCUUCCAGAAAUUGAUGGAUUAAGCAAAGAAACAGUAUUAAGUUCGUGGAUGACCAAAUUUGAUGCAAUAUUUCGAGGUGAAGAAGACCCAAGAAAGCAACCACAACGAAUGACAACUGCAGCCUCUGAGCUAAUUCUUAGUAAAGAGCAGUUGUAUGAAAUGUUCCAGAAUAUAUUAGGGGUGAAGAAAUAUGAGCAUCAAAUUUUGUACAAUGCAUGUCAGUUGGACAAUGCAGAUGAGCAAGCAGCACAAGUAAGAAGAGAACUUGAUGGUAGAUUGCAACUAGUUGAGCAAAUGUCAAGGCAACGUAAGCAUCCAAAGUUUGUUGUGAAAGAAAUGGAGAGCAUGUAUGUUGAUGAAUUAAAGGCAGCCAUAAAUCUGUUGAUGGCAAAUUUGGAGAGUUUACCUGUAUCUAAGGGCAGUACAGACUCCAGGCUGACAAAGUUUACUGGUAAAAGAAUCAACAGAUUUUAUAUGUUUGAUAACAUGUGCUGUCCCAGUUUAAUGUUAGGUUUUAUGACCCACACUUCUUCCCUAUCCAAGAUGGACAUUUCUGAUGAUACAGAAACAGGCUUAUCAAAAUUAGAUGUUGUGCUGUCAUUUACAUUGGAGGUCCAUGUUGUUGAAGUUAAAGGUCUGAAAUCACUCGCCAACAGUAAGAUUGUGUAUUGUACAAUGGAAGUUGAAGGUGGAGAAAAAUUACAAACUGAUCAUGCUGAAGCCUCUAAACCAUGUUGGGACACACAAGGAGACUUCACUACAACCCAUCCUCUACCCAUAGUUAAAGUAAAAUUGUAUACAGAAAGUUCUGGAAUGCUUAGUCUUGAAGAUAAAGAAUUAGGAAGAGUUGUAAUCAGACCUACAGCUAACAGCAGUAGACAGGCAGAAUGGCAUAAAAUGGAAACUAAAAAUACCACAGAUGUCUUAACUAUAAAAAUAGCAGUCAGAAUGGAUAAACCACAAAAUAUGAAGCAUUGUGGUUAUCUAUAUGCAGUUGGUAAAAAUGUGUGGAAGAAAUGGAAAAAGAGAUACUUUGUUUUAGUCCAGGUUUCACAGUAUACAUUUGCCAUGUGUAGCUACAGAGAAAAGAAACCAGACCCAACAGAAAUGAUGCAAUUAGAUGGUUUUACUGUUGAUUAUUGUGAACCAUUACCUGAUUGUGAUGGUGGGAAAUAUUUUUAUAACACGGUUAAAGAAGGUGACAAUGUAGUGCUAGCUACAGAUGAUGAAAAUGAAAGAACCUUAUGGGUACAAGCUAUUUAUAGAGCGACAGGACAGACACAUAAACCUGUUCCUCCUGUUAUACAGACAAACAGAAUAUCAAAUACUCAAAUAUCAAGGAUGCAAGGAGAUGCUGAUAGAGCCAAGAAACAUGGAUUAGAUGAAUAUGUCCAAGCCAACCCUGCUGAGUUUGACCAUCAUGAAUUGUUCUUAGUGAUGCAAACAUUAACCCUUGACUAUAGACUAAGUGAUGCAUACACAUGUUUGGGCUGGUUUAGUCCAGGACAGGUGUUUGUAUUAGAUGAAUAUUGUGCUAGAUAUGGUGUCCGAGGAUGUCAUCGCCACCUGUGUUAUUUAAGUGAUCUGCUGGAGAGAGCAGAGAAUGGUAUACUGAUUGACCCAACAUUAAUUCACUACAGCUUUGCUUUUUGUGCUUCCCAUGUACAUGGUAAUAGGCCUGAUGGUAUUGGUACAGUUUUACUAAGAGAAAAAGAAAAGUUUGAUGAAAUUAAAGAAAGACUUCAUAUACUCCUAGAAAAACAAAUAACACAUUUUAGGUACUGCUUUCCAUUUGGUAGACCAGAGGGAGCUUUGAAAGCUACAUUAUCAUUAUUAGAAAGGGUGUUGAUGAAAGAUAUUGUAACACCAGUACCCCCUGAAGAAGUGAGAAAUGUCAUCAAAAAAUGUCUAGAAAAUGCUGCUUUAGUCAACUAUACAAGAAUAUCAGAAUAUGCCAAAAUAGAAGAGUCGUAUAAUAAUGGUGUGUCACCUAAGAAAAGACUUGAUGAUGUGAUGCAUUUGGCCGAGUUAUGUAUUGAAGUAUUACAACAGAAUGAGGAACAUCAUGCUGAGAUAUGUGAAACUAAAGAGCCUUCAAAGAAGAGUGCAAAGGAAAUUCAACCAAUCUUGCCAUGUGACAAGUAUAUUGUACAUUUAAGCCAAUCAGAGUUGAUUUUAGAGGCUACCAAGGCUUUUGCAUGGUUCAGUGAUUUACUGGUAGAACAUGCAGAGAUAUUUUGGUCCCUGUUUGCUGUAGAUAUGGAUUCUGCACUAGAAAUGCAGCCAUCAGACACAUGGGAUAGCUUUCCUUUAUUCCAGGCACUUAAUGACUAUCUAAGGAAUGAUGAGAAUUUAUGUGGAGGAAAGUUUCAUUUACACUUAAGGAAUGUAUUUGCUCCCCAAGUUGUGAGAUAUGUAGACCUGAUGGAGUCAUCAAUAGCCCAGUCUAUACAUAAAGGAUUUGAGAAGGAGAAAUGGGAACCUCAGGGAAAUGGCUGUGCAACCUCAGAAGAUAUGUUAUGGAAACUUGAUGCUCUACAAUCAUUCAUACGAGAUCUACAUUGGCCAGAAGAGGUGUUUGCUGAACAUUUAGACCAUAGGUUAAAACUAAUGGCAGCAGAUAUGAUUGAAGCUGCAGCCAAAAGAACAUUAAAGGCAUUUGAGCAAUGGCUAAGAAAAGGUGGUAAAGGCACAGAUUAUGUUAUAUACUCAGAAAUUUGUGUAAUGAUGAAUGUUAUCAUUGACUGUAAAAGCAGGGCAUUACAUUUAUGUGCUCUUGAUAGUGGAGAAAAUAUGCAUCAGUACCACACCAAAAUAGAGGAAUUCCUGGAAAGAGUUCAAGCACAGAUGGUCAAAUGUCUGAUUGAGAAGUUAUUAUCAGUAAUGGAGUCAGUUUUAAGUAAACUUGCACGGUAUGAUGAGGGCACCUUCUUUUCUUCAAUUCUAUCAUUAACAAAACCAGUAAAUGAGCUUGGUAAAUCCUAUGUAGAUUUUAUGAGAUGUAGUCUAGACCAGAUAAGACAAAAAAUAGCUGAUGAAUUGUUUACUUUGUCAAUAUUUGAGCAAUGGUAUACCAGUCAAAUGAAGAUGACUUAUGAUUGGUUGUCAGAUAGACUAGAUCUUUCACUCCAUCCAUACCAGCUUACUUGCAUCAUGACUAUAAAUAGAAAAUGUUAUUCAGACUUUGAACUUCAAGGUGUAUUAGAGAAUAUAUUAAAUGAUAAAACCUAUCAGAACAUUUGCAAAAGGCUACAGGUAGAAGAAGCUACUCACUCAGUAACACAGUGUGAAAAGAGAUCAACAGGGUUUUUGGGAGGAGGUACCAGUAGUAAUGUCAGUAAUGAUAGUGAUGAGGAAUCAGAUUAAAACCAGGGACCAGAUCAAACAACAUUUACCUCAUGAGAAAACUUAUUUAACUGGUGAAUUGUUGUUUUCUUGAAAUGACCUUAAGGUGCAAACUAAGGCCUCUCUAAAAUUCUUUUUUAAGAUUCCUUCUUAGUAACAAAAGUUAUUCUCACAGAACUAUCUCUGUCAAUAUUAACAAGGGACCAAGUGAUCAAAGCAUAAUAAUUGAUAAUUGAUAUUAUUAGUAAGUUACGUAAUUAUUGAAUUUAUUAGAAUUUACUUUGCUGGAUAUGAAAAUAUUUAUAGCUUUAAAAAAAAAAUAUUAUUUUUUUUAAUCUUCAAAUUUUUCAAGUUGUUCUGAUAACACAUUGAAAUGGAAUAUUAUAGUCCACAGUUUAUAUCAUGAGCUAUUCAAUGACAAUUUUAGUCUAUUUCACCUUAUUUCUGCAUUAGUAUAUGAAUAUAAAGUAGAUUCUGGCAUUCACUUGUACAAAAAUUAUAUUAAAAUUAUUCUUACUAAUUUAUAAGGCGGGCUACACUUUGAAAUUUGAGGAAAUACACAUAUUAUGUGGUGGCACCUAAUGUACAUCUGUCUCUGUGUUAAUCCAUCCAUUCAUAUGUCUCUUCUGGUUAAGCUAAUCCUAAAAUAUUUAUCUAUCAGACUUUAGUUAUCUUAUUGAAGGUUAAUAAAACAUAACAAAAAUGUUGAAAACAUUUGAACUCAUAGAUUAAUUAUGCUGCUGCUAACCACCAUAUCCAUUUUAUAAAUAUGUGUUAUUAUUUCUCUGUGCACAAUAUCAAUUUGACACGAAUUUAUGUUCAUUUGUUAAUAAAGGGCAUAUAUAAAAUAUAUAUUCGGCUUAUAGUAUCUAUAGUAAUAAGAAUCUAUCUAUUAAGCUAAAAUAAUAGACAUGCUAUUAGGAAUGUCAGAUCUGAUUUUCUUAUAAGUUAAAUCCAUGUAUAUAUUUUAUUUUUAAUUUCUAUUUAGUUGAGUAUAUUUUCUGAUUAGGAGAAAACUUUUAUUACAAUACCUGUAUUUUUUAAACUCUUACCUUGACCAGGAGGAGGAAAAAAGAAGGUAUGAAACUGUUUCAAAGCAAUUAUAAUACCACUGACAUGAUAUGUUUUACUAGUCAUUCCUGAGAUCCUAUCAUCCUGUGUUAUCAAUGCUGAAUAAAGCCAACAAGUGCUAUCUUUUAAAAUAGAUUUAAAUAUAAAAGUCUUCUUAUCAUACUGGAAGACUGAAAAUUUUUGGUUUCCAGAUGUUAUCUUUUGAACCAUUUGUCCAAUUUUUACUGAACUUUGUGAGAUAAUGUCCUAUGAGAUGAAGAAUAUCCCUAUUAAAUUUAAAGUCAAAGGUCAAGGUCAGGAGAAGACAAAAUUUGGUUUCAAGGUUAUUCCUUUUGAAGUUAAGCUCAAUAAGCUAAUUUGGAAAGAGCAAGGUCUAAGGUCAAGGUCAAUUUAGUAACUUUUCAUCAUUUUCAUAAAUUGUCAGCAGAUUUUACUGUCCUCGUCAUCAGAACCCCCCUAAAAAUAAUUAAACCUGACUCAAUAAACUGUUUCACUUACAAAUCCAUAAAGAUUUCAUUUCAUUUUUUUCUCACUUGUUUUAUAAAUUGUGAAAAUAAAUGCUUUUCAUUUGAAUCAGUGGACACUCCACCCACUGAAUCAGCAAUUUGAGGAAAACUAUUCUAAGUGCAUUAUGUCAUAGAAAAGUGUACUCUUCUGUAUUAUAAGUUUUGGUUGUGAAAGAAUGAUUGUGGUUGUUAAUGAAAUCCUAAGUUGCAUUUUUAUACAAUUGUUUAUUUUUAUGAAAUUUUGUUGAAGUUUGUUUAUUUACUAUUUAUUUAUAUAUAUAAUACUUGUUGUUUUAUUUUUAUCUAUUUUCUUUACUUAUAAUUACAAAGUUUAUACUAAAUUAUAAAGUCAGUGAUGUUAUUAAUUUAAGUUUAUAUGAAUUUAAGGUAAUUUAUUAUAGUGUUACUUUCAGUUUGAAUAAAUAUAUAGUCAUAUUUUCAAGUACCGGUAUACAUUUAUUUUCAUUUUCAAUAUACAAAUGUAUAAGAAACUGUAAAGAGUUUAAUUUUAAAAAGCAGAUUAUAUUGUGAUUUAUUAAUAUCCAUGACAAUCAGUUUUUCCAGUUUUUUUCUACUAAUAAAAUUAGUUAAAACGAGAAAUCCAUUUAUACAUUAUCAAAAAAUAUCAAUAUCUUAAAAGAGUCUGUUAAACAUGUUAAUGCACUAAAUCACUCUACUUGCUGAUAUGUAAGGAAUAUAUUUUUAAAAUAGAAACACUCAAGGAUUUGCCACCAAUGCAAAAUUUCUAAAAAAAAUAACAAAAAAAAACCAUUGUUAGUUACAACAGGUUUCUGUUCUGUUCUUUCUUUCUUUUUUUUAUUAUUAUAUAGGAUAUGUAUUCUAUGUAUAAUUUUUCAAGGGUAUACAUUUUUAAAAAAACAACUUUUGCCAUUCUGCAAAAAUAACUCUUGUCAGGCUGCAAAUUUAACUUUUAUUAAGGUAGUGUAAUGGAAGAAUGCAGCAAAAAAUAUACUCUGCUUGCAUAGUAGAAUUUUAUACAUUCCAUUAUUGAUAUUAUCAUUCCUUCAGUUUGUGAAUAAUUAAUUGCAGUACAUGUAUAAUGUGAUCUUUUUUUAUAAGGAAUAAUCAUAGUAUUUCAAUGACAUGAACUUACUGUAUUUACCUUGUCUGUCCAUUCAUAACUUUUUCUUACAUAUUUAUAAGCUUAUGUAUUAUGGAAAGACUUGAUCUUUGGAUUGAUGAGUUGUAUGGUGUCAGGAAUAUUUUUCCAAUCUGUCGAAUCUUUUCUUUUAAAUUUUUAUUAUACCAAAUGAGAAAGGAAUGUUGUGUUACAUAUUACUGAACUUGUGUAUUUCUCAAUGAUUUGAUAUUUAUUCUUUAACUUGCUAAUGCUGAGUCAUUAUGUGUAAGUUAUUUUCAAAUUUGCAAAACUGAUCACUUUAAAUACUGUAUUUUUUAUCAUACCCAUUUAGUAUGGAUCUUUUGAUAUUAUAAUUAGUGGCAGUAUUUUCUGCACAGUAUAGAAUGCAACAUCUGCAUUUUCAUGAAGCAAUUGAGCUUUUGGGGUGCUCAUUUGAAAUGAAUUGUUUUCACAUCUAGAAAAUUGGCAGCCAUGCCAAACAUUAGUGUGUGAUAUUAUGCUAUAAAAUGUCAACUUCAAAGAUGUUGAUGUAAUUUAAACAUCACAAAGGGUAAAACUUGUUUUUCUGAUCUAAUUUGAAUAAAAUCUAUGCAUAAUUUGAACAUCCUUGUCAAUUACUGUACAGUAAUUAUAAUGUAUGUAUAUUAUGUCACUUUUACAUCAUAAGUAACAUUUGUGUACAGGACUGAUUGCAUAAUUUUGAAAGAAUUUUACACUUAUUUGUUUUUGAAUGUAAAAACACUAGUUCCUAUACUUUCACUCUUCUAAGAAAUGUGAAAUCUACUUCAUUUCUGGAUUCACACAAUUGUAUUGUUAAGCUGUUAUGUCUUUGCUGUACAAUUCUUUUUUUAUUUGACUACUGCAAAUUCAGAAAUUUUUGCAAUAUUUUAAUUAAGGCAAAAAUUGUUACUUGAUAGGUAUUGCAAAUAUAAACACUUGCAUUAUAAACCUUGGCAGCAUUGUUUGCAUGCAACAGUUUCUUAAAUGGUGAUUUUAUAUUUAUCUUGUCCAUGUUCAACAAUUGCAGUAACGGUUGCUUUCUAAAAAUUUCUGAAUUUGCAGUAUCAAAUUUUGAAUAAUCUGAUACAAUAUAGUAGAAGAAACCUUGAUAUAGUAUCAAUAUUGUUAUAGAUGACGUUAGUUAUGGUUUGAGGUUAGAUACCUGCACAUAAUGUUAGUAUACUUGUAAGUAGACCAGUGAAUUCUCAUUACCUGUCCUUACAAAGUUUAGGUUCACUAUAAGAACCAGUAAGGAAACCAGUUGAGCACAUUGAAUGUAUAACAUGUUUUUAUAAUGCCUUGUUUGAAAGUUAAUAUAUCUAUAGUUGUAGAGUUGUUAUUGUAAGUAGAUGAACUGUUAUAUGGUCAACUUGUUUUAUGUAGACAUAUAGGCUGGAAUGAUGUUCUUUGAGUUUCAAGUAUCUGGAUAAAAAAUAAUCAAAGAAGAUAAACAACAACAAAAAAGUAAAAACUUAAACGUAUCUGUUCAUUAAAUGAAGAAUACAGAAUUUUAACCGUGAUUUAUAUUGAAUUUAGUUCACCUUGUCCUUUGACAACAUUUUAAUAUGCAUUUAUUUAUAUCAAAAUUCAGAAACAAUUAUUUUGACACUAUUCUUAUUUUUUCUCAUACUUCUCUAAUGUCAUACCUAAUAUUUGUUCUUCUAAGAUAUUUACAUAUUUUGAAGUUACUUUUUGAGUAGUAUGGUUGAUCCCUGGUGAAAAGCAUCAUAUCCCUUUUGUCAAGUUUGAAAUUGUGAAAUAAUUAUAUGAAAACAGGAGAUGAUAAUGUUUAUUUCUCUGAAUUUUAUUUCUUUUUUCAAAAUAUAGUUUUUUCUCAUAUAGGCAAUUUCACUCUACAUUUGUAAUAGAAUUAUUUCUGCUUGCUAAUAAGACCAUAGUUGAUAUUUUAGAAGACUUUUUCUUAUUGUAUAGAACAAUUCUAAAUCUUGUUUGUCUUUCACUUAACUAAUAUUGUAUUUAGACCAAAAUAUGCAAUUUGAUGUGCAAUAUCUGUCACUUAAACUAGGUGCAGACUUUUAUUGUGGAAUAAAAUAGAUAUACGUUA